AUGAACCAGCCGGGAUGUGUUGCGCGUCAGGGAAGCAACACAGACAUUGAUAUUGACAAUCGUUGGGUCGUGCCAUAUUCGCCCCUGCUGAGCAAAACAUACAAUGCUCAUAUUAAUGUUGAGUUCUGCAGUUCUGUGAAGAGCAUCAAAUACAUUUGCAAGUAUGUCCAUAAAGGCAGUGACAUGGUGGUGUUUAGAGUGGAAAAUACCAAUGUGAAUGCUCCUCUAGUAAAUAAAAACGAUGAAAUAACGCUCUACCAAAUAGGUCGGUACAUCAGCUCCAAUGAAGCUGUUUGGCGUAUCUUUAGUUUUCCAAUUCAUGAACGGGAUCCAGCAGUUGUUCAGUUAGCCGUUCAUCUUGAAAAUGGUCAGCGUGUAUAUCUCACGAACGAGACAGCGAUUGAUCGUGCUAUAAAUCCACCAAAAACUACACUUACUGAAUUUUUUGAAUUGUGUAUUCGUGCGGAUGAUUUUGGUGCCUUUGCACGUACUUUACUCUAUUCACAAGUACCACGCUAUUUCACAUGGGCUCAAACAAAACAAUGGAUACCCCGCAAGCAAGGCUCACCAGUUGAUGCAUGCCCCAAUUUAUUCAAAUCAAACGCCUUGAGGCGAGUAUUUACAGUGAAUCCAAGACAGACUGAGUGCUUUUAUCUUCGACUAUUGUUGGUUAAUGUUACUGGCCCAUUGUCAUUUCAAGAUAUACGUAAAGUGAAUAGGCAACAGUAUACAACGUAUAAAGAUGCAUGCCUUGCACUCGGCUUGCUAGAAGAUGACAAUCAGUGGGAAUGUAUGCUUGCUGAAGCAGCAUUGAACUGUACAGCAAUACAAAUUCGUCUACUAUUCGCUAUAGUGUUGACUACAUGUUUUCCAGCCCGAGCAGAGAUAUUGCGGGAUAAUCACAAAGAUUCAAUGACUGAUGAUAUAUUGCAUCAACAUCGUACAAUGAAGCAUUGA
Molecule: messenger RNA, 957 nt
Organism: Cotesia glomerata
Lineage: Eukaryota; Metazoa; Arthropoda; Insecta; Hymenoptera; Braconidae
Exons: 2
Coding region: 1-957 (318 amino acids)
Source: RefSeq, a predicted model, not a curated record